This is a messenger RNA of Synchiropus splendidus (mandarinfish), 1424 nucleotides long. RefSeq names its product D(1)-like dopamine receptor. The transcript has a single exon. Gene Ontology annotation, cellular component: membrane. The coding region runs from base 1 to 1302 and encodes 433 amino acids. Gene Ontology annotation, molecular function: G protein-coupled receptor activity. Lineage: Eukaryota; Metazoa; Chordata; Actinopteri; Syngnathiformes; Callionymidae. Gene Ontology annotation, biological process: adenylate cyclase-activating adrenergic receptor signaling pathway. The record is from RefSeq and is a predicted model, not a curated record.
AUGGAGAACCACUCGGUUUGGGUCGCUUCCAGCGAAGUUCGCUCGGAGGGGGGCGGGAUGAGCGGCGGCGCUCGCGCGCUCCUGGGCUGCGUGCUGUCGCUCCUCAUCGUGUCCACGCUGCUGGGGAACACGCUGGUCUGCGCCGCGGUGGUCAAGUUCCGCCACCUGCGCUCCAAGGUCACCAACUCCUUCGUGAUCUCGCUGGCGGUGUCGGACCUGCUGGUGGCGGUGCUGGUGAUGCCCUGGGAGGCCGUCACCGAGGUGAGCGGCUCCUGGCUGCUGGGCCGCUUCUGCGGCGUGUGGAUCGCCUUCGACAUCAUGUGCUCCACCGCCUCCAUCCUGCACCUGUGCAUCAUCAGCGUGGACCGCUACUGGGCCAUCGCCAGCCCCUUCAGGUACGAGCGCAGGAUGACGCAGCGCGUGGCCUUCGUCAUGAUCGGCGUGGCGUGGACGCUCUCCGUGCUCAUCUCCUUCAUCCCCGUGCAGCUGAACUGGCACCAGGCCGGCGAGGGUCAGGAGGUCGCCGAGGGCGGCGCGGCGGCUAAGAGCUGCGUGGCCAACCUGAACAGGACCUACGCCAUCGCCUCCUCGCUCAUCAGCUUCUACAUCCCGGUGGUCAUCAUGAUCGCCACCUACACUCGCAUCUACAGAAUCGCUCAGACCCAGAUCCGCAGGAUCGCGUCCCUGGAGCGCGCGGCCGAGCAGAACCUGCCGCUGGACCAGGCGGCGCUCAAGUCCUCCUUCAGGAAGGAGACCAAGGUGCUGAAGACUCUGUCCGUCAUCAUGGGGGUCUUCGUCUGCUGCUGGCUGCCCUUCUUCGUGCUCAACUGCACCGUGCCCUUCUGCGACCCGCCGUGCGUCAGCGACACCACCUUCACCGUCUUCGUCUGGUUCGGCUGGGCCAACUCCUCCCUCAACCCCGUCAUCUACGCCUUCAACGCCGACUUCCGCCGCGCCUUUGCCACCAUCUUGGGCUGCAACCGCUUCUGCUCCAGUAACGCGGUGGAAGCCGUCAACUUCAGCAACGAGCUGGUGUCGUACCACCACGACACCACGCUGCACAGAGAGGCGCCGGCGCCGCCUCCCGCCACGCGGCCGCAGUCGGAGCGGCCGACGGGCGCCGGCGCUCACUUCGACCAGGAGUCCGUGGUGUCCAGCGUUUGGCGGCACCGCGACAGGUCGGCACGGCUCCAGCUGGAGGAGGACCUGGAGAUCUCCUGGGAGACCAUCACGCCGUUCACAUCAGCUGCCGGAUUCGAGUGUGAGACGCUGAUACCGGGACAGGUGCGUCACGACAACUGAGGGGACCGCGGCGCCGGACGGGCUCCCUCGUGGGAUCAGGAGUCCAGAGACGCGCCGAGUGCUGUGACGCUCCCGGCGAGGAGCUCCGUCCGCCUGCCGCACAGCUCUGCUCCUUUCAUCAU